UGUACAGUAUUCGUAUCUGUCACUGAUUCCUUUUGAUCGUGAUUUUAAAAAACGCAGGAUAUUUCUUUCAUGCAAAUCUUCGCUGUGACUUUUUGUACGUAAGGGAAAGCAGAAUUGAGGUUUUCGUAUUACCGACUUCUGCUUCCUUUUCCUUCUUUUUUCCUGACCAAGGCUUAAAAAGGAUCCUCGAUGGAUAACAACCCAUUUCGCAAACAACAGCAAAAUACUGCUGGUAGUAAUGGCAACUACUUGCCAUCAAAUAUGGGAAACAGCACCCCUCAACAACCAUUCAGUUCUAAUUACAACCCCACUGGAUAUGGUUCUCUAAACCCUUCACAGUCCAACUUCCCUAAUCAACAGCAACAACCUUGGGAAUAUCAACAAAACUCUUCAAACUCUACACAGCCAACACCUGCACAUAGUACAAUUUCUUUAUCACAGAAUCAACCGUUCAUAUCAGAUACGUAUUCCCAAGCACAACAACCCUUCUCUCCUCCUUUACCCACUUCGGCUCAGUCUCCUCAGCAACCUACAAGUUCUUUUGGUAUAACAUCAUCCAUCUCUCAGCAGCCAUACUCGCUCAACAGUUAUGCCCCACAGACUAGUUUUGCAAACGGUUUUUCAACAGUUCCCUCUUCAAACGAUUUCUUGUAUAACAAUAGUAACAAAACAUCCAUGAUGUCACCCACCAGUAAUACGCCUACAGUAAUGAAUUCUAAUGCUUUUAGUGCAUCAACUAGUCCUUUUAGUAUGCCAACACCUCAAUCUAAUGUAAAUUCAAUGUAUAACAGCAGUAACAAUCAGUUUCAACAGCCAUCUUCAUCCUAUCAACAGCCAAAUCAGCCUUUUCAUUUUAUGCCUCACUUAGGUAUGACAAACAAUGCUCAAAAUGGAAUGCUUCAACCUCAGCAACAGCAGCAGCAGCCGAGACAUGCGCCCGUGGAUGCGAGUACUUUGUUGAAGGGAAACCAGAUUCGUAAAGUAGAAUGUCCUGUGUGCAAUAAAAUGCUUGAAGGCGACGACAUAGCUAUCAAUUAUCACGUGAAUCAGCAUUACAAUUAGUUCUUAAAAAAACCCUUCUAUUGGAUAGACAUUGCGAAAUAAAGACCUAGGGAUUCGCUCCCUUUCAUAGAACAAUGUUUCUAAAAAUUAGGAUGGAUCAGUUGAGAUAGUUAGAAAAGAGUCUACAUAGAAGGCAUCAAGAGCUAAUCGAUUGCUUUCCGUCUGAAAUUCAAUACAUGUUCGCUUGCUUGAAACAGAGCCGAUAAAUGAGGAUAGAAAAACAGACAUAGGCCCUCAUAAAAUAAAGCGCCAAUCAAAAAAGCAAAUUUUAAAUGCAACAUGGAG
Messenger RNA from Mycotypha africana, 1347 nucleotides. RefSeq lists its product as uncharacterized. Bases 190 to 1062 code for a protein of 290 amino acids. Lineage: Eukaryota; Fungi; Mucoromycota; Mucoromycetes; Mucorales; Mycotyphaceae. Gene Ontology annotation, biological process: DNA repair. The transcript has a single exon. The record is from RefSeq and is a predicted model, not a curated record. Gene Ontology annotation, molecular function: DNA binding.